CCUGCUGCGGAAUCUCCCCAGCCCGUCCCUACAUGCUGUUACUCCCCUUCUUCCCUCUCUUUCGUUUAUUCCUCUGUAUUAUCCUCCUUGGUCGCAUUCUCUUCCUCUGUCUCUCCUUUCUCAACUUUGCCGUGGCCUUGGCUCACAGGCCCGCUUCGGCCAUGUUUCAGGUAACAACACCUCAUAUCGUCUCCCGCUCCGAAUCAGGCACACCCCUCGUGCACCUCCUGCUCGUGCUAAUCAUACCGCGUCUUGGUGAUAACACAGCGUUUGCGCGACGCGAUCGACUCGCGGAUUGCCGAGGAGCAAGCUCGUCAACGCACCGCCCAAACCUCCAUCUCCCGCUCCAACUCCGCCCGCCAACCUUCGAACCGCACCACCACCUCCCCAUCCCGCCGCUCUGGCCGCCCGCGCCGCAACACCGGCACCCCCGUCCGGGGCCCCGACCCCAAUGAAUUCGAGCCCGAGUUCGCCAUUGGGGAUGAUGACUCCUCGAGUAGAUCGGGAACGCCGCGACCUGAGGCCGCAGCCGGAGGAGGCUCCGAGGCCGCUCCGGAGGGCAACAAUGCUGCAGCCGGAGAGGGCCAAGGGCAGGAGGGGCCCGCAACGGAGAAGGAGUCCACGCCGGCAAAUGCGGAA
Aspergillus uvarum CBS 121591 is the source of this 639-nucleotide messenger RNA. RefSeq lists its product as uncharacterized. The record is from RefSeq and is a predicted model, not a curated record. Lineage: Eukaryota; Fungi; Ascomycota; Eurotiomycetes; Eurotiales; Aspergillaceae. The transcript has a single exon. Bases 33 to 455 code for a protein of 140 amino acids.